Macadamia integrifolia is the source of this 2330-nucleotide messenger RNA. RefSeq names its product plant-specific TFIIB-related protein 1. The coding region runs from base 96 to 1745 and encodes 549 amino acids. Gene Ontology annotation, cellular component: nucleus; transcription preinitiation complex. Gene Ontology annotation, biological process: DNA-templated transcription initiation; transcription preinitiation complex assembly. The transcript is spliced from 3 exons. Gene Ontology annotation, molecular function: TBP-class protein binding. The record is from RefSeq and is a predicted model, not a curated record. NCBI's taxonomy places the organism in Eukaryota, Viridiplantae, Streptophyta, Magnoliopsida, Proteales, Proteaceae.
AUUUGACUUGAGAAGUAAAUAGGAGUAAUAAGAGUCCGUGAAAAGCCACCAAAUAGUAAGCGUGGGAAGGAUAGGAAGAAGGACGACUUUGAGAUAUGCGGUGCCCCUACUGCUCGGGGGCCCAAGGUCGCUGCACAACCACCGCGUUGGGACGGUCGGUGACGGAGUGCUGCUCUUGCGGGCGAGUGGUAGUGGAGCGACAGACACAGACCCAUGAUCUCUUCCUCCUGCGUGCUCAAGACUCCCCUCUCUGCCUUGUCACUUCUGACCUCUCUUCUCUCCCUUCUCCUGCUGCCGUGGGCGACACAAACGGCGACGACGAAGACCCUUUCCAGCCCACUGGCUUCAUCACUGCUUUCUCCACAUGGUCUCUCGAGUCCAGCCCUCUAUUUGCUCGCUCUUCCCUCUCCUUUGCCGGCCAUCUUGCUGAACUAGAGCGAGCCCUUGACUCUUCUUCUUCGUCAUCCUCUUCGUCUACGAGCUCCUCCGGAACGGGUGGCGUUGUCGUUGUCGACAACCUUCGUGCUUAUCUUCAGAUCAUCGACGUGUCUUCCAUAUUGGGUCUUGAUUACGAUAUCUCUGAUCACGCCUUUCAACUCUUCCGGGACUGUUCUUCUGCUACUUGUUUGAGGAAUCGCAGUGUGGAAGCACUUGCUACUGCUGCUCUUGUUCAGGCUAUCAGGGAGGCUCAGGAGCCUAGGACACUCCAGGAAAUCUCAAUCGCCUCCAAUGUUCCCCAAAAGGAGAUUGGUAAAUAUAUCAAGAUAUUGGGAGAAGCUCUGCAACUUAGUCAGCCCAUUAACAGCAACUCUAUAUCUGUGCACAUGCCAAGGUUUUGCACUCUCCUCCAACUCAACAAGUCAGCCCAGGAACUGGCUACUCACAUUGGUGAGGUGGUGAUCAACAAAUGCUUCUGCACCCGCCGCAAUCCAAUUAGCAUCUCUGCAGCUGCAAUCUAUCUGGCAUGCCAGUUAGAAGACAAACGCAAGACCCAGGCAGAGAUCUGCAAAGUGACAGGUCUCACUGAGGUCACUCUGAGGAAAGUCUACAAGGAGCUGCUAGAAAACUGGGAUGAUCUUCUUCCAUCUAACUACACUCCUGCUGUCCCCCCAGAGAAAGCAUUUCCUACAACUUCAAUCACCUCAGGCCGGUCAUCAGCUCCUAGAACAGACCUAGCUGAUGUUGCUGCCUUGUUGGACAAAGAUAAGCAAGCUGAUAUUACCAUACCUAAUAAGUCAUCUGAGUUUUCAGAGACAGAUCAUCAAGCUAGAAGCAAAGAAGAGACUGAAAGUAAAGGCAGUUCUCGAGUACCCCAUCCUAGUUCAGCACCAUAUGGAGUGGGGAACACAGAACGGGUGUUGAAUAUUGCGACAAACAUUUGGCAGCCCCAGAUUCCACUUGGUACACCUGGUUCUCGGCCAACAGGUGAGAGGAAUCAGAUUUCUGGUCGAGGUAUUGACAUCAAUGAGGCUCAGCUUAGCACUUCAGACCUUGAGGAGAAGGUUGAUAGAGAUGCUAAGGCUGGUAUAAGUUCUCAAAGGCCAAGCCCAUUUUGCAGUCCCCAAGCCUCAGGUGGGAGCUCAAGUACAUGGCAGUUUCAUUCUCCUCCUGUGACAAGGCCACCUCUUUAUGCUCAGUUUGUGCAGAAACCUCAGAUAAUGCCAGGUUUUCCAGAACCCCAAGGGACUGGGAGUCAAAAGGGCAGUGAGAAAGCAGACCGGGGUGGAGAUACUGAGAGACAAUAGCCUCAAGGCUCUGAGUAUCUAAUAGGGAUUUUUAUCAUGUUUGGGGCCGCCUGCAGAUGAGUGUUCAAUUUGUUCUUCAAAGCUGAGGGCUUAUCUAGUAAAACAGUUUUAGAGCGUCUGCUCUCAUAACAAGGAUUGGAGGCUUUUAGUGAGGAAAAUGUUUAAUUGUUUGGCAGAUGAGAAGCAGUUACGUAGAAGCUUAUGAAGUCAAAGCACUAACUUCUAAUGCUUGCCUGGGACUGUCCUAUAGCCCCUUCGGACGGAGGCAUGAACCACAGUAUUUCUUAGGAACAGGAUUCUAACGAGCCCUAAGAAGGCACCAACCAAGUAGCCUCCUUUGAAACUUCAGAACCAGCCAGGAUUUCCCUCAGAAGAGGUGUUCGCUCUACAGGGUGGUCGUAGAUCAUGUAGUUGAGAUGUGAUGUCCGGUCACUCACAUCAUCUUUUUUUAUCGGUUGCAAUUUGUUUUCUCACAUUCAGGAACCCUUGUAAGAUUUUUUGUAUAAUGUCCAAUAACAGUAUCAACCAUUUCUUUGGAAGGUUUUAUUAUUAUUUUUUGGUGAACAAGGUUUAAAAUCUUUGAUA